Molecule: messenger RNA, 1860 nt
Organism: Brugia pahangi
Lineage: Eukaryota; Metazoa; Nematoda; Chromadorea; Rhabditida; Onchocercidae
Source: the annotation of a GenBank genome assembly
AUGCAAAAUAGUGCAAUCUACAUUCGUGCUCUACUUAUAGUGCACAUGUUGACAUCACUCCUGUCCUUAUCACCAUUCACUGCUCAAGUUGGUGUUGUUAUAAAGAACAUCGAAGAUCAAAAAAAUCUCUCUCAAGUUUGCGAUGAAUCGGACGAAACUGGAAAUUGGUUUAUCUACUGCAGUGGUAGUAUACUAUCUGCGAUAAAUCUACAUCAGCUGGAACUAGAUUCAAAAACAUUUGUCGACCGUCCACUAAAGGCUGAUCCAAAAAUUGUUCAAGACGAAUUCCUAAAAAAAUUCGGGGGACAAGCAGUGGAAAAUAUUAAUUCACAGGAAUUACUGGCUUUCCGUGAACGCUACUUUGAUAAAGAGGGAGAAGAACUAAAGAAAUGUGCUAUUCCGGAAUGGCAAAAAUUGCCGCCCAAAAUUGCUCGCAUAAAAGAUGAAACUCUGAAACAAUUUGCAAUAUUUUUAAACAAACGAUGGAAGGACUUAUGCAGGAAGAUCAAACCAAUCCAACAUCCAGAACGUCAUUCAUUGAUCAUAGUACCUGAAUCAUUCAUCGUACCAGGUGGUCGAUUCAGGGAAUUUUAUUACUGGGAUGCAUAUUGGAUUGUCAAGGGUUUGAUUGCUAGUAGCCUCUAUAAAAUGGUCAAAAAUAUGUUGAUAAACUUUCUACACUGUGUUAAAAAAUUUGGAUUUAUGCCGAAUGGUGGACGUGUUUAUUAUUUACGACGUUCGCAGCCACCGUUCUUGAUUCCAAUGGUAUAUGAGUAUUAUGAGGCUACCAAAGACACUGAAUUUAUUAGAAACAAUUUCAAAUAUCUUGUGAAAGAGUUUGAAUUUUGGAUUAAAAACAGAUCAUUGAUAGUAAGGGACAAAAAUGGAAAAAAUCACACAGUAUACCAGUAUCGUACUGUAACAAAUGUACCUCGUCCGGAAUCGUAUUUGGUUGAUGCUGAAGCUGCAGUGAAAGUCAAAAAGGAGAAUAGGUUGAAAUUUUUUCAGGAUCUUGCGUCGGCGGCUGAGUCAGGUUGGGAUUUUUCGUCACGAUGGUUUAGAGAUCGACGGACAAUGCAAUCCAUCGAAACAACUAAUAUUGUGCCAGUGGAUUUGAAUGCGUUACUUUGCUGGAAUGCUAAUAUUCUCAAAUAUUUAGCAACUAUAAGUGAUAAGAAAAAAGUAGCAGAACUGGAGAAAAAGAAAGAGAGUAUUUCGGAAGCUUUAAAUGCUAUAUUUUACAAUGACACGGAAAAGUCUUGGUUUGAUUACAAUUUACGUACCAAUUCCCAUAAAGUGAUUUUCUAUCCAUCUAAUGUGAUGCCUCUCUUCACUCAAUGCUAUUCAGAAUUGGAUUACGGAAAAGCAACUGAUAUCGUUAAUUUUAUGAAACGAUCAAAGCUUCUUGACUACCAGAAUGGUGUGCCGACAAGUCUCGAAAUGAACAGUGGAGAAAAAUGGGACUUUCCGAAUGGAUGGGCUCCUUUGCAACAUAUAAUCAUCGAAGGAAUGCGAAAAUCCAACAAUCCUGAUGUUCAAGAAUUGGCGUAUAAAUUAGCAAAAAAGUGGGUAUUGGCCAAUUAUCACGUUUAUCAAGCCACAAAUCAAAUGUGGGACAAGAUUGAUAUCGUCGGAGCAAUUCCUAAGCCGGGAAGUGGUGGAGAAUAUAACGUACAAGAUGGUUUUGGUUGGACAAAUGGUGUUAUCCUCGAUCUUCUUGUUACUUACUAUGACCGGAUGAGUGUUCCGAAAACUGAUCAAAAAGUAAAUUCUGCACCAACGCUCAACAUCACUCCUAUUUUCUGGGACUUUAUCACGCUUAUCAUAUUUAUCACUAAUGGUUCAAUAAAAGAUACUUAG